AUGAACUGUGCUGAUAAUCCUGGAGCCAAAAAUUUAUACGUUAUCUCAGUUAAAGGUAUUCAUGCUAGUUUGAAUAGAUUACUUGCAGCUGGAGUUGGUGAUAUGGUUAUUGGUUCAGCUAUUACAGGUUCAGUGAAGGAAUGUGCAGAUCUUUGGCCACGUAUAGCUUCUUCAUCUGGAACUGUGGUACGUUUUUAA
Molecule: messenger RNA, 198 nt
Organism: Entrophospora sp. SA101
Lineage: Eukaryota; Fungi; Glomeromycota; Glomeromycetes; Entrophosporales; Entrophosporaceae
Source: the annotation of a GenBank genome assembly